AUGAGAGUGAAGUACAUGACAGCAAUGACAAAAGGAACUAAUAUCAAACCUAAUGAAAUCACUCACGAGGACAUAGAGCUUAACAAGUACUUUGUGGAGUAUCUUAUAAAUGAAGAGUAUGUAAGACCUUACUUCAUGUUUGACAGCAUGAAUGAGGAUGUUAUUUCAUGGUUAAAGAAUAUAAGCAAUGUUUUCGGUAAGUACGUCAUAGAUGACAAAGGUCUUGUUGUAUUUUAUGAGACAGCAAUACGAACACAGGAACUAAUGGAUAUUAUGCACUCAACAGCAAAGAAAGGAUUUAGUACUAUUGGCAUGAAUGAACAUUGCAGGAAUGACAUAUACAACAUAUGCUCACGAAAGCCUUACACAAAAGCAAUACAAAUGAUAGAACAUAAGUGUCUAAGGUCAGCAAAUGAAAUCAUUACUGUCAGUGGUUAUGAAAGAACUGUUAGCAAAGAUGAGUGGAAACAGCUAUUCAUAUUAAGGAAGGACGUUGCUGAACUAGUUAAACCUGUUGCACAAACAUUGUUUCAGAUAAGACCAGCAAUGACUAAGAACCCUUUGACCUUAGUCAAUGAGACCAUAGAGGUUGAAGAUAAUGACAUGAAAGAACUAGGAAUGAAUGAGAGAAGUUGUGAAGGAUGUUUGAGUCAAAACACAUGGUUCUUCAGAGCUGUUAAGAAACUUAGUAAAGAACGACAGAAAUAUUGA
Trichomonas vaginalis G3 is the source of this 711-nucleotide messenger RNA. RefSeq lists its product as uncharacterized. The coding region runs from base 1 to 711 and encodes 236 amino acids. The transcript has a single exon. The record is from RefSeq and is a predicted model, not a curated record. Lineage: Eukaryota; Parabasalia; Trichomonadida; Trichomonadidae.